Rosa rugosa (rugosa rose) is the source of this 702-nucleotide messenger RNA. RefSeq lists its product as uncharacterized. The record is from RefSeq and is a predicted model, not a curated record. Gene Ontology annotation, molecular function: cysteine-type peptidase activity. Lineage: Eukaryota; Viridiplantae; Streptophyta; Magnoliopsida; Rosales; Rosaceae. The transcript is spliced from 5 exons. Gene Ontology annotation, biological process: proteolysis. Bases 66 to 632 code for a protein of 188 amino acids.
UAUAUUCGGUAACCUACUCACAUUAGUUGGAAUUUACAUAUACGUGUCCUAAAACUUAUGGUUUAAUGUUUCAUUCUUUCAUUUGUAGCUACCUAUAUUGUGUGUUGAAAAAAACAAAAAUGGUAGAUAUGGUUGGAUUUCUGGACAAUACAGAUGUUGGUGCCAUUGGGUGUGGCAGUCCAAUUGAGCGUUCCCGUGCUAUCGCCGAUAGGCUAAAACGAGCAAAGCGUGGUCAGAUUAUUUUGGUGCCAUAUAACUCUGGAUGUCAUUGGAUGCUGACUGUACUCAGUCCUGAAGAAGACAUUGUCUACUUCAUGGAUCCAUUAAAGAGGAGACUCUGCACAGGAGAGUGGAAGAAUAUUGUUGAUAAUGGCAUCAAAAUACAUAAUGCUCAACUCAAGAGGCAAGGCAGAAAGGCAACUACUUGGAAAAACUGUGCGGGUAUUCCGGAGCAAAAGACGGACAAAGACUGUGGAUAUUAUGUAAUGAGAUAUAUGAAGGAAAUAGUGGAAGAUAAGAGCUUAGAUUUUUUCACCAAGUGGGAGAGAAGAGGCAAAGCAGCAUAUACCCAGGAAGAUAUUGAUGUGGUCAGAAAUGAGUGGGCAAAGUUUAUUGUGAAGACAUAUAUGUAAGCAUUGUGCUUGGUACUUAUGGAGCUAUAUCUUCUUUUUUAGUUGAGUUGAAACUUUGUUCUAUGGAUUU